UUUCAAUUCAUAGGUAAGAUCUACGCGUGGGAUGUCGUCAAUGAGGCGAUCGAUGAAGUGUCCGGCGAACUAAGGGACAGCAUAUGGUCGCGAACUUUUAACUACAGUUUCAUUGAGGAGGCCUUCCGUACGGCACACGCGGCUGACCCUAACGCCAAGCUAUACAUCAAUGAGUACAACCUCGACGCCAUUGACACAAAGUCAGACGCCUUAUACGCGUUGGUCAAGGAGUUGAAGGGUAAAGGAGUGCCCGUUCAUGGGGUGGGUUUGCAGGGUCACUUCAGGGAGAAUGAAGUUCCCUCAACUUUUCAAGAUAAUCUUCAACGCUUCUCCGAUUUGGGAGUGGAUGUGGCUAUUACUGAGCUUGGUAUCCGGUAUAAGUUACCAGGCUCAGCUGAUAAGAUUGCCAAACAAGCCCAGGAUUAUAGCCAUGCUUUCAGCGCCUGUAUGAACGUGGACAGGUGUGUCGGGGUAACCGUUUGGUGCUUUACCGAUAAACACUCUUGGGUGGAAGAAUGGGAAAAGGGUUAUGGGGAACAGGAGUUAUGGACUCAGGAUUAUAAACCCAAACCCGCCGUAGACGCUGUCGAUAAAGUUUUGAAAUGA
Messenger RNA from Oppiella nova, 606 nucleotides. The record is from the annotation of a GenBank genome assembly. Lineage: Eukaryota; Metazoa; Arthropoda; Arachnida; Sarcoptiformes; Oppiidae.